Aspergillus nomiae NRRL 13137 is the source of this 1041-nucleotide messenger RNA. It is a transcript of the gene erg20, whose product is annotated as bifunctional (2E,6E)-farnesyl diphosphate synthase/dimethylallyltranstransferase. Bases 1 to 1041 code for a protein of 346 amino acids. Gene Ontology annotation, cellular component: cytoplasm. The transcript has 2 exons. Gene Ontology annotation, biological process: trans, trans-farnesyl diphosphate biosynthetic process. NCBI's taxonomy places the organism in Eukaryota, Fungi, Ascomycota, Eurotiomycetes, Eurotiales, Aspergillaceae. Gene Ontology annotation, molecular function: dimethylallyltranstransferase activity; (2E,6E)-farnesyl diphosphate synthase activity. The record is from RefSeq and is a predicted model, not a curated record.
AUGCCUGCCACUGACCGCGCCGCUUUCCAGGAGAUCUUCCCCUCCUUGGCUGAAGAUAUCCUGGCCUAUGCGAAGGAGUCGAAUCUGCCCCAAAAUGCUCUGCAGUGGUUCGAGAAGGCCCUCAAUGUCAACGUUCCCGGUGGAAAGCUGAACCGUGGUCUUUCUUGUCCUGACACCGGCCUGGCUCUUCUGGAGAAGCCCCUGACCGAGGAGCAGUUCAAGCACCUCAGCAUUCUGGGAUGGCUCACCGAGCUUCUCCAGGCUUUCUUCCUGGUCAGCGACGACAUUAUGGACGGCUCGAUCACCCGUCGUGGUCAGCCAUGUUGGUACCGUCACGAGGGCGUCGGUUUGAUCGCCAUUAACGAUGCCUUCCUGCUCGAAUCUUCCAUCUAUAUCAUUCUCAAGAAGCACUUCCGCUCGCACCCCGCCUACGCCGACUUCAUCGAUCUCUUCCACGAGACAACUUGGCAGACUGAGCUGGGUCAGCUCUGUGACCUGAUCACUGCCCCCGAGGACAAGGUCGACCUCAACAACUUCUCCAUGGAGAAGUAUAUGUUCAUCGUCACCUACAAGACCGCCUACUACAGCUUCUACCUGCCUGUCGCCUUGGCUCUGCUCUACCUGCAGCGCGCCACCCCCAGCAACCUCCGCCAGGCCCAUGAUAUCCUCAUCCCUCUGGGCCAGUACUUCCAGGUUCAGGAUGACUACCUCGAUGCCUAUGGAAACCCCGAUGUCAUUGGCAAGAUCGGUACCGAUAUCAAGGACAACAAGUGCUCUUGGCUCGUCAACCAGGCUCUCCAGCGCUGCAAUGCUGAGCAGCGCAAGGUCCUCGACGAGGCCUACGGACGUAAGGAUGACGCUCUCGAGGCCAAGGUCAAGGCUCUCUACAAGGAGCUGGAUCUCGAGAAGGUCUACCAAGAGUAUGAAGAGAAGAUCGUCGGCGAGCUCAAGGAGAAGAUUGCCGCCGUGGAUGAGUCUGAGGGACUGAAGAAGGACGUCUUCAAUGCCUUCCUCGGCAAGAUCUACAAGCGCUCCAAAUAA